Argentina anserina (silverweed cinquefoil) is the source of this 615-nucleotide messenger RNA. RefSeq names its product protein SEED AND ROOT HAIR PROTECTIVE PROTEIN-like. The transcript is spliced from 2 exons. The record is from RefSeq and is a predicted model, not a curated record. The coding region runs from base 1 to 615 and encodes 204 amino acids. NCBI's taxonomy places the organism in Eukaryota, Viridiplantae, Streptophyta, Magnoliopsida, Rosales, Rosaceae. Gene Ontology annotation, biological process: response to ethylene. Gene Ontology annotation, cellular component: cell periphery.
AUGGCUCUCACUCGCUUCCUCUUCUCCACCUGUCUGGUUUUACUUUCGUUGCUACUCAUCGAGGUCUCUGCUGAUUAUGGCUAUGGCCCAAAACCACCACAGGUUGAGCAACCAAAACCUCCACAGGUCCAGAAACCAGAACCACCACAGGUUGAGAAACCAAAACUAGAUCAAUUGUAUGGAGAGCUACUACCUCACAAACUCUUCGGCAUUCAAGGGAUUAUUUUAUGUAACUCAGGCCUUAAACCUUUCCCAAUUCAAGGAGCCGUGGCAAGGAUUACAUGCGUCGGUGAGGACGAAAAUGGGUAUGAGACUGCGCCAUUCUCCAUGUUAACUGCUGCAACUGAUGCGAAGGGUUACUUCUUUACAACAUUGUCGCCUUCAAAGCUUCAAGGCAAUUACAACAAGAAGUGGAAGCUCACCGAGUGCAAGACAUUCCUUGACAAUUCUCCAUUGGAAAGCUGCAAAGUCCCCACUGAUGUCAACCAUGGUAUUAGUGGUGCUCCGCUUGCUUCUUAUCGCAAGCUCAAUGUCAAGGCCGAGAACAUGAAGCUGUUUUCUGUUGGACCCUUCUACUACGCCCCAACACCUAAACCAACCCCUAAUGGCUAUUAG